AUGGCUGUGAUUAUUCUUAUUCCAUACCAUAUAUGGUCUGCAAGGAACAAACGGAAAUAUGAAUGUUUGGAAAGAAAUCAUUCUUUUGUGGUCAAGGCAGUGUUGAGAGAUUUAAUUGAUUUUUCCAAGUUAGUUCCAAUCAAUAUCAAGUCGGUAUCGGAGCUUGUAUUUUCCAGACAGUUAAAGGUACUGAUAUCUCCAUCAACAACAAGGAAGAUUGUUAAAGUACCUUGGCAAUGCCUUCCCUUGGUAUAUUGGAAGCUCAAUAUUGAUGGGUGCUCGCUCGGAAAUCCUGGUUGCUCUGGGGCUGGAGGGAUUUUGCAUGACGACCAGGGGAUUCCCUCUAGGUUGUUUGCAAAUUAUGAAGGGAUUUCUUCAAACUUUGUUGCUGGAUUCAUAGCUUUUUUUGCUGGUAUCAAUCAUACAAGAUCAAUGAAUAUCCGAAAGCCCUGGAUUGAAUGCGAUUCAAUGGCCGUCGUAAUGUGCAUCAAGAACAAAAAAAAUUCCAUGGAUGUUUCAGCAGGAUUGGUGGUAUUAAGAGCUACCUAG
Molecule: messenger RNA, 549 nt
Organism: Macadamia integrifolia
Lineage: Eukaryota; Viridiplantae; Streptophyta; Magnoliopsida; Proteales; Proteaceae
Exons: 1
Coding region: 1-549 (182 amino acids)
Molecular function (GO): nucleic acid binding; RNA-DNA hybrid ribonuclease activity
Source: RefSeq, a predicted model, not a curated record